This is a messenger RNA of Entrophospora sp. SA101, 1566 nucleotides long. The record is from the annotation of a GenBank genome assembly. Lineage: Eukaryota; Fungi; Glomeromycota; Glomeromycetes; Entrophosporales; Entrophosporaceae.
AUGGCGUCUACUAGUUUCGAGUCAUUUUCACAGCUUAUUAACAAUUCACCAAGUUUAGUUUGGCACGAAACCUUUUUACCGUUAAAUAUUUUAACUACAUUACAUGCAAUCUAUAUAACUUUAAAUUAUAAAAAUAGUUUAAAACAUUCCAAAGUGCCUUGGUUACAAGGUUUCUUUGCUGUAAUUGUAAUGAGUGUUGGAGGAAGUACUUCUAGUGGAAUAGAUAGUAUACGUUACGAUUCUCGUAAUAAAGAUCCUGAUUUAAGCAAUAGUUUGGUAGCAAUGAUAUUAUGUGGAUCACCUUUUUGGUCAUUUACAACUCCUUCAGUACUUUUGCAACCAAGUUAUGAUAUGAAAUCUAGUUUCUUGCUUUCUUUAUUUUAUAUUUCAACAACAACUACUUCAACGCUUACUAUAGAUCAAGGACGAACUUUUUCAAUUUUAUUAGCAAUUGCAUUUAAUCUUGUUAAAUUAAAAGAACUUAAUGAAUCUUCAAGCAGACUAUUCCCUUGGAAUAAAAUAACAAAAAUGGAAAUUGGACAUGUAAGAUUAUUAAAUGGAAAAGGGGGAUUGUCAGAGUCUUCAGUUCAAAAUGAUGUUCAAAUGAAUUUAUUGCCACAUCAACCUGUUCAUUUUAAUAGGGAUGGUACUAGUGUGAUUGUUGCACAAGCGUCAUGGGACAGUACACUUCAUGAUUCAAUAUUUUUGAAUCGAAUAACAACUUCUAAUAGUCGUGUUUUAUUAGGAUUAACAUGGUAUGUUGAGGCUGAAAAAUGUGUAGAACCCAUAACAUUUCACAUGGAUAUUGCAGUUCAAAUCCAAGGACGUGAAGCAAAACCACCAUCAAAAUUAACACAAUUGAUAAGUCAAUCAAAAGUGUUAUGGAAAACCAGCGGACUAUUUUCCAUUACACUUAAACCACCAAUGACACGUAAAAUUUCUGAGCUUUGGCGUCUCAAUACGGCCAACAAAUAUGUACGUGGAGAAGAAUUUUUAGGAGAUUGGAAAUCACGUGGUGUUUCAUUAGUUAAUGAUUACAAAAUGAUCAGUGAGACAAUAAGAAGAAAAGAGGCAGUUGAACAUACAAAGCAAGUAAUUGCGUUAUUAGAAGCUCGUAAUAAAUUAACUUCAAAUGAAAAAACGAAUAAAUGUGAUCCUACAGAGCUAACCAAAAAGACCCUAACACUUUGGAGGAAGAAGUGGGGAUUAUCCAAAGAGAUUGUUAUAAAUCAAGAACCACCACUUUCAGGACCAUGCACUGAUAUAGAUUCAUCAAGAUGUUCUAAAUCAGAAAAAUUGGUUGCACAAGUUUGCAUGGUUUCCAAAAUUGACACAAUAACCAAGAAAGGUUGUUUAUCUACUCCGGAAAAUUCAGAUGAUUUUUGGGUGAAACGUUGGUAUGUCUUAAGAAGACCAUACUUAUUUAUUUAUGAAUCACAAAAAGAAACUGAAGAACAAGGUGUAAUAAAUCUUGCAUCUGUUAGAGUUGAUUAUAAAAAAGAUUUAGAAAAUAUGCUUCAAAGACAAAAUAUUGAUCAAUUUUAUCAAAUAUCAUCUUUGGAAUAA